This is a messenger RNA of Penicillium angulare, 1158 nucleotides long. RefSeq lists its product as uncharacterized. Gene Ontology annotation, biological process: transmembrane transport. The transcript has 6 exons. Gene Ontology annotation, cellular component: membrane. The record is from RefSeq and is a predicted model, not a curated record. Bases 1 to 1158 code for a protein of 385 amino acids. Gene Ontology annotation, molecular function: transmembrane transporter activity. NCBI's taxonomy places the organism in Eukaryota, Fungi, Ascomycota, Eurotiomycetes, Eurotiales, Aspergillaceae.
AUGAAUUCGGAUCUAGUUGAUGGCAGAUAUUCUUAUUCGCCUACCGCGCUCCACACAGUAUUGGUUUCAAUUGGAAUAUUGUGUGUUCUUGGCGUUAUCUGCUCAUCAACAACAAAGACAUUACAUCGCAUCAUUCUAUGGUUCGCUCCUAUCAAUAUCACGGCCACAAUCGCAAUCUGUAUCGCGCUACUAUGCCUAACUCCAGAUAAACAACCAGCCUCGUGGGUCUUUACCCACUUCACUGAUGGGUCCGGGUGGGGCUCGAAAGUCUUCUCCUUCUUCCUAGGCUUCUUAUCAGUAGCAUGGACAAUGACCGAUUACGACGGAACAACCCAUAUGUCAGAGGAGACCCACGAUGCUGCUGUCCGCGGCCCCGUAGCAAUCAAAACGGCCGUCAUGGUCAGCGGUGUCUUCGGCUGGCUCCUGACAGUCUCGAUGUGCUUCUGUCUCACAGACUUCGAAGGCAUCCUCAACACCCCAACAGGUUUACCAGCUGCACAAAUCUUCCUCAAUGCAGGCGGGAAAGCAGGUGGUACACUCAUGUGGGCGUUUGCUAUCCUCGUACAGUUUUUUACUGGUUGCUCGGCCAUGCUGGCUGAUACCAGGAUGGCAUAUGCGUUUGCCAGAGAUAAUGCCCUGCCGUUCUCUGCAUUUCUCUCGAAGGUUAAUCCGCAUACACAUACGCCAGUUAAUGCAGUCUGGUUCGUGGUGAUUUUCAGUAUUGCGCUGAACUGCAUCGCUAUCGGCUCGACUGAGACGGCGACCGCCAUUUUCAGUGUUACGGCACCAGCGCUGGAUCUCUCUUAUGUGUCUGUUAUUUUGGCACAUCAAAUCUACAAGUCGAAGGUCAAGUUUGUUGAAGGGCCUUUUACGCUCGGGAGAUGGGGAACACUUAUCAAUUAUAUUGCUGUUGUUUGGGUAUUGUUCAUCAGUACUAUUCUGUUCUUCCCGAGUCAGAUUCCUGUGACCAAGGCUAAUAUGAACUACGCUAUUUGCGUUGCUGCAUUUAUUGCGAUGUUCGCGAUGGUUUGGUGGUGGGUUGCGGCAAGCGGAAAAUACACGGGUCCGCAGACUAAUGACAUUAUUCGUGAACUUCCAUCUGAAGAUGAUGAAUAUGAAGGACAUGAGAAUGAUCAUGAGAUCAAUGAACAUGUGUAA